AUGUCUGUCAGGAUCUACAGCCUCCCCGAGCUGCCCUAUGCCUACAACGCAUUGGAGCCCAGCAUCUCGGCGCAGAUCAUGGAACUGCACCACGGCAAACACCACCAGACGUACGUGACGAACCUGAACAACGCUGUCAAUGCCUACGAGGCCGCCAAGUCCUCCCAGGACAUCGCCGGCCAGAUUGCCCUCCAGAAAGACAUCAAGUUCAACGGCGGCGGGCACAUCAACCACACCCUCUUCUGGGAGAACCUGGCCCCUGCCGGCUCGGCCGAGGCCAGCCCCCAGAGCGCAGCAACCCUGGUGGCCGCCGUGGCCAAGACCUGGGGCGGCCUCGACGAGUUCAAGGCCGCCUUCACAAAGGCGCUGUUGGGCCUGCAGGGCAGCGGCUGGGGCUGGCUCGUCAAGGACGGCGCCAGCUUGCGCAUCGUCACCACCAAGGACCAGGACCCCGUCGUGGGAGGGGAGGUGCCCAUUCUCGGGGUCGACAUGUGGGAGCACGCCUACUACCUCCAGUACCUGAACGGCAAGGCGGCGUACCUCGACAACAUCUGGAACGUGGUCAACUGGAAGACGGCCGAGGCUCGGUUCAAGGGCGGACGCGACGACGUCUUCAAACUCCUCAGGGCUGCCAUCUAA
Molecule: messenger RNA, 639 nt
Organism: Metarhizium album ARSEF 1941
Lineage: Eukaryota; Fungi; Ascomycota; Sordariomycetes; Hypocreales; Clavicipitaceae
Product: Superoxide dismutase
Exons: 3
Coding region: 1-639 (212 amino acids)
Biological process (GO): superoxide metabolic process
Cellular component (GO): mitochondrion
Molecular function (GO): superoxide dismutase activity; metal ion binding
Source: RefSeq, a predicted model, not a curated record